GUCAACACUUUUCCCCGGCACUGUCAGUCUGAACACAGCCUAGUAUCGUUUCAUUAUCUUAUUGUGCUAUAACCAGUCACUUGCUGCGGUCAGUCGCCAGACAAGGUCUAUUGUCUAGUAACCCGUAGUAACCGAUGGUUGUCUAGUAACCGGUGGUAACCCGUAGUAACCGGUGGUUGUAACCGGUGGUUGUCUAGUAACCCGUGACCGGACCCGUAUUUCAGCCAUGGCAGUAUAAAAUGCCACGCACGCCCCCACUCUUGCUCCUAUGCACACUAACGGCAUGGACUGCCAUGGCCAAGCCCAAAGCAUUCGUUAGAGGGGUUGAAGAGGAGAGACGCUCUCUCGCAGGUAAUGGGGGUCUGUGCCACAAUGCACUCGAUGUUUACGCAACGAAAGAGUGUAACGUUGAAGGUGAUAAUUGUAGAAAGACGGGCAAGUGUCGUCUUGACAACGCUGGUUACGUCUGCUGCUGUGACUUCUGUUCCCGGAGAUCCCUAAAUAAGUCGACUAACUUCUGUGGAGAUAACGGCGUAACGUACACCACGCUAUGUGAAUACCGACGGGAACAGUGUGAGACAAACACAUCUAUCAAGAUACUCUACAAGGGGCAAUGUAUUGCCCCAGAUGAGACCUGCGCUAAAAGAAGAUACGAGACCCUACUCAGACAAGCUACUGGAAUGAUGUCAGAUGGUUAUGUUCCCAAGUGCCUGGAAAGCAACAUGAACCUGUACGCGCUGACCCAGUGCAACAUGACGGAUGGUUUGCAGUGUUGGUGUGUCAUGCCUGACACCAACAACAAUAUAACUCAGCCCAGGCCUGUCAGCCAGGAGGAGGACCUCAAUUGUGAACAGGAGAUGAAGAUAGCCAUGUUGAGUUGUGACCCCUGCAAGAUAGUGAAGGAGGUGUUCAAAGCGUUCCCUGGAGCCAACAACUACGACAUCUACGUGGCUAAGAAAAUAGAGAACACUCGGAGAAUCACCAGAACACACGAACCCAGGAGUGACGUUGGUAUUGCGAGAAAGUUGUUUAAGAGUUUCGACUACUCUAGAGACAACUUCCUGUCCUCUGGGGAGCUAGAUAUCAUAGCCCGCUGGCUGUACAUUUCACGGGACUGUGUUCUUGAUGUACUUAGUAUCUGUGACGACAACAACGACGGUCUAAUCAACAACACUGAAUGGUGUACUUGUCUCAUGAACCGGUAUAGUAUUACUUUAUCAUGACGUCACAGCCUCUCAUGACGUAACAGCCUCUCAUGACGUCACAGCCUCUCAUGACGUCACGAUCACAUUAAAACUCAUCUCACCUAUCACAAUAAUAUGUUACUGUUUGUUUCAAAUAUCACCUGUCCUAUCGAAUACUUGCGGACAGCCAAGCCCCAAGGACCACACUUUACAACUACUAAAGUGGUUAGCGUAUCAAUAUUAACUGCUUAUUUUCUAACUCUAAUUACUGCGAGAUGCAAUAGCUAAGAAAUGAUGAAAUGAGAGUGGCGGUAAAGAGCGGGGAUAUAAUCCAAGGAACCAUAUUAACAGUAAACAGGGUAGAAAGACACAGCAAAUGAGGAACAAGAAAUCAACAGAUGUUAUCUUUGCAACUAAAUGUCAUACAGCAGCCUUGCAACUCACUAUAGGCCACAUUCCUAAUAGGGAUAAUACAAUGUUUGCUGAGUAACGGUUCUAAUGAUUGUUUUUGAGACUGUUGAUGAAAUGACUGAAAAUUAACUAUUUAUAAAACUUACAUUUUUCGUUGUCUGGAAUCUGGAUGUGAUUUUGCUUUUGUCUUCCAUCUUAAUUGACACUUUUAACUAGCAGUUGUGCUAUUCCAGAUGUAUAUAUAUAUGCUGGCCUGAAAUUGAGAGUUUAACUUCAUUUCGCAUAACUCGUAAACAAUAUUUUUGUUCUUUAAACGAUCUUAAAAAUAUAGUUUGAAGUUUUGCAUAUAAUUU
Bolinopsis microptera is the source of this 1948-nucleotide messenger RNA. RefSeq lists its product as uncharacterized. Gene Ontology annotation, molecular function: calcium ion binding; protein binding. The record is from RefSeq and is a predicted model, not a curated record. The transcript is spliced from 11 exons. The coding region runs from base 240 to 1223 and encodes 327 amino acids. NCBI's taxonomy places the organism in Eukaryota, Metazoa, Ctenophora, Tentaculata, Lobata, Bolinopsidae.